AUGAAGCUCGUUAGGUUCUUGAUGAAGUGCGUCAACGAGACGGUGACGAUCGAGCUGAAAAAUGGAACAAUCGUGCACGGCACAAUCACGUCGGUCUCGCCGUUGAUGAACACCGCCUUACGAACAGUCAAGAUGACCGCCCGCGGCCAAGACCCCAUCUCCUUGGACACCAUGAACAUCCGCGGUUCUACGAUCCGCUACAUCAUCCUGCCCGACUCGCUGCCCUUAGAUACGCUCCUGAUCGAUGACUCGGUGAAACCCAAGAACAAGGCGCGCAAGGAGGCUGCGGAUAGAGGUAUCCGGGCAGGCGGGCGUGUUAGAGGACGAGGACGAGGCCGCGGCCGUGGACGGGGUAGACCGUGA
Daldinia childiae is the source of this 363-nucleotide messenger RNA. Its product is annotated as Small nuclear ribonucleoprotein Sm D1. Gene Ontology annotation, cellular component: precatalytic spliceosome; U1 snRNP; U5 snRNP. The record is from RefSeq and is a predicted model, not a curated record. Gene Ontology annotation, molecular function: RNA binding. Lineage: Eukaryota; Fungi; Ascomycota; Sordariomycetes; Xylariales; Hypoxylaceae. Gene Ontology annotation, biological process: RNA processing; spliceosomal snRNP assembly. The transcript is spliced from 3 exons. The coding region runs from base 1 to 363 and encodes 120 amino acids.